UGGUAAAGAAAGCGUGGAAGCUACUCCGGAUAACACACAAACAUUCUCUAUGAAUGAGGAGCAGACGGAAACGAUAAAAUAUCAAUAGGGGACAGACGCUGCGAAAGUCCCAAGUCACACGCAUCGAAGAAGAGCUGAAGGUGAAUAUGGAUGUGAAAGCGUUAGCGAAAACUCCAGCCUUCAUCAAAUAUGGAGAAAUCAUAUUCGGGUUGCUGGCGCUUUCACUCUACCGGGCCGCGGUUGAGCCAACGGAGUUUUCUCUCGAGCCCUGGGAACCACUUCCCCCUAAAGCCCAGGCGUUGAACAUUAACGAGGAAUUUGUGGUCACCGGGACCCUGUUGGGGCUGUUCCUCUCCACCCUCGUCUUCCCCUUCGCCCUCCUCUUCGGCCACAAGACCGGGUCCAUGGUGAGUCUCGGGCGACGCCCCGGAGAGGCCUUCGUCACUCCCGCGAGAACGGAUCAUCCGGCACCUCCCUACUUUCAGGAGAUGAUCCACGCAGCAGUCAGCGCCUUCUUCUACCUCGUCUCGGGGAGCCUGCUCCUCAAGGAAUACACGGAAGGCGACAGGACCAAGGAGGCGAGGAUGGCCAUCGCCUCGGGCGCCUUCUGCAUCCUCGUCACUGUCGUCUUCAUCGCGGACGCCGUCUUCGCCGCCUUCAAGUGGCGCAGGGACGACGAUUGA
This is a messenger RNA of Darwinula stevensoni, 683 nucleotides long. The record is from the annotation of a GenBank genome assembly. Lineage: Eukaryota; Metazoa; Arthropoda; Ostracoda; Podocopida; Darwinulidae.